Messenger RNA from Colossoma macropomum (tambaqui), 1641 nucleotides. Its product is annotated as macrophage mannose receptor 1-like. Bases 228 to 1379 code for a protein of 383 amino acids. NCBI's taxonomy places the organism in Eukaryota, Metazoa, Chordata, Actinopteri, Characiformes, Serrasalmidae. The transcript is spliced from 6 exons. The record is from RefSeq and is a predicted model, not a curated record.
ACUGCAUGCAACAGAGGCGGAGCAUUUCCAACGAGAUAUACAGAGACAAAAUACUGUAUAUGAUCAUAACGUGAGGAGAAGAGGAACAGAAACACAUCACGGAGGAGAAAAACAGAGACAUUUACUUUUCUACAAGUAUAUUUGUUACAAACACGGAGGAAGAAAGAACGUUUUCCCAGUAGGAUUUUAUUAAUGUCUAUGUUGUGGUGAAAGAGCUUUUCUCAGAAAUGGAUCUGAAAUGGAUUACAGUCUUGCUGUUCUCAGCUGUCUGUGGUGUUUCUGCAUCUGUUCCUUAUCAAUAUCUCUUUGUGAAUGAGAAUAAAACCUGGACUGAAGCUCAGAGUUACUGCAGACAGAUGAACACUGAACUGGCCACCAUCAACAACAUGGAGGAGAUGGAGAACUUGAAUGCUACUCUGAAAGACAAAGCUAGAAGCCUUGUUUGGAUUGGUCUGGAAAAGGGGGACACCUGGAAAUGGCAGUGGUCUCUGGCAGCGGGAAACUUCAACAGUGAGGGAGAUGCUUACCGAAACUGGAGCCAAGGAGAGCCAAACAAUAAUGGUGGGAAGGAGUUCUGUGUCGCAAUGAAGAAUCGUGAUGGAACCUGGAUCGAUGAUAACUGUGAUACACCACGCACAUUUAUGUGUUAUGAUGCAGAAAAGACAACCACUGACAGAUACAUAUUGAUUAAAAGCAGUGUGACCUGGCGUAAAGCUCAGAGCUACUGCAGAGAACAUUACAAAGAUCUGGCCAGUGUGAGGAACCAGACUGAGAACCAGCAGAUCUACACAGCAGGAAAAGCGUUAGAGAAUUAUUUGUUUUGGAUCGGCCUAUUCAGCGAUUCCUGGAAGUGGUCAGAUCAGAGCACCUCCUCAUUCAGAUAUUGGGCAUCUGACCAGCCAGAUAAUGGAAAUGAGAACUGUGCUGCAGUGUCCAUGACUACACAAGAUGCCAUGGGUCGCUGGUAUGAUGUGAACUGUGCAGAAAAGAUUCCAUUCAUCUGCCGUGAAUAUAAGCUGAUCUUGAUCAAUCAGAAUCUGACCUGGAGAGAAGCUCUGAGAUACUGCAGGGUGAAUCAUGUGGAUCUGGUCUCAGUUCACUCUGAGGAGAUCCAGCUCUGGGUGAAGGAGGUGGCACAGAAAGCCUCCACUGAACAUGUGUGGCUGGGUCUGCGUCACACCUGCACCCUCAGCUUCUGGUUCUGGGUGGAUGGAGAGUCUAUCUGCUACCAGAACUGGGCUCCAGGUAACGGGACAGGAGAAGAAGACUGCAGCCCUGUAGAGAGAACCGGAGUGGUGCAGUCUAGAGGAGGUCAGCAGUGGGUCAGCCUGCCUGAGAACCAGAAACUCAACUUCAUCUGCACCACCUAUGAAGACUGAAAGCAGGUUUGCUUCCUCUUCUUCAAAGAGCAUACCCAGCAUCAGAGGCUCUACAGUUUUUACUAGUUUUUUUGUGCUUCUUUACAUAAUAGAGGGUAAAAUGGGUCUUUCAACAUGAAAUAUAUUUACAUGUUAAAUAGAGUUUGGUGUGUUUGGUUUGCAGAAUUUUCCUUCCUCACUUAUUUUCUCCUUCAACUUAGUUACCAUUUUAAAUAUUUUGCAUGGUUAAUCUAAGCUUAUCAUGCUAAGAAUGAGAUUCAAG